AUGCCUAGGUCCAAACGCUCUAAGCUUGUUACCUUAGCUCAAUCAGAGAAAAAGGGGAAGGAAAACAAAACGAGAAUCUUUGACGAGACGAGAGCUGCUUUAGAUGAGUAUCAUUACGUAUGGAUAUUGAGAUUAAACGAUGUUAGAACACCAGUCUUACAAGAUAUUAGGUCAGAUUGGACUGGAUCAAAGUUGCUACUUGGGAAAAGAAGAGUAUUAGAAAAGGCCUUAGGUGACACUCCAGAGGAAGAAUAUAAGGAUGAUUUGCAUAAAUUUUCAAAACUCUGCUCUGGUGUCCCCGGUCUAUUGUUCACGAAUGAAGAUCCUGAAACUGUUAUAAACUAUUUCAAUGCUUACAUUAAACAGGACUAUUCGAGAGCCAAGACGAAGGCUCCUUUAGAUUUCACAGUGCCCGAAGGAAUUAUAUAUUCAAGAGGCGGCCAAGUUCCAAUUGAAGAUGAUAUUCCAAUGGCUCAUUCUUUGGAAGAAACGCUUAGGAAUAAGUUUAAAAUGCCGACACGAAUCAAAGCAGGAAAGAUUAUACUUGAUCAACCGUACACUGUUUGUAACAAAGGCGAUAUAUUAGAUGUUAGACAAGCAUUGAUUUUGAAGCAGUUUGGUGUUGCAGCAUCUGAAUUUAAAGUCAAAGUAACUGCUCAAUACAAUACCAAAACUGCCGAAAUAACCAAAUACGAAGAAGAUUCCUCUUAA
Messenger RNA from Priceomyces carsonii, 711 nucleotides. It is a transcript of the gene MRT4, whose product is annotated as Mrt4p. Gene Ontology annotation, biological process: rRNA processing; ribosomal large subunit assembly; ribosomal large subunit biogenesis. Gene Ontology annotation, cellular component: preribosome, large subunit precursor; nucleolus. Lineage: Eukaryota; Fungi; Ascomycota; Pichiomycetes; Serinales; Debaryomycetaceae. The record is from RefSeq and is a predicted model, not a curated record. The transcript has a single exon. Bases 1 to 711 code for a protein of 236 amino acids. Gene Ontology annotation, molecular function: RNA binding.